Molecule: messenger RNA, 879 nt
Organism: Pestalotiopsis fici W106-1
Lineage: Eukaryota; Fungi; Ascomycota; Sordariomycetes; Amphisphaeriales; Sporocadaceae
Exons: 2
Coding region: 1-879 (292 amino acids)
Biological process (GO): regulation of transcription by RNA polymerase II
Molecular function (GO): DNA-binding transcription activator activity, RNA polymerase II-specific
Source: RefSeq, a predicted model, not a curated record
AUGACGGCUUCUUCCUUGUCCUUGCGGGACGAUAUUCGUCAUGUGUGGUUGGCUGUCAUCCCGCGGAGUGGCUAUCAGGUUGGCUACGUUAGACGAGGAAUACUGUCUCUUGCUGCUAUACACAAGGCCUUUCUCACGCCAAACAGCCGACAAGAAUACCUGACCAUGGCAGCUUUUCUCCAGGCCGAGGCGUUGAGGGAGUUUCGAGCAACUCUUUCAACCCCCACCUCGAGCAAUUGGAGGCCAAUAUAUUGUUUUGCCUCGAUCGUCGUUGUCUUUGUUUACUCUCUACCAACUCGAUCUGAAAAUGAACGUUUAAUAGAGCCAAUUGCUGAUAUUUUGGAACUGUUCAACGUUAUACGCGGGCUGCAAGCACUGCUGGACCCAUUCCUCCCGCGUCUUAUAAACACCGAGUUCGCUCCCAUGGUUCAAGGUAUCUGGGGCGUUGACGUCGACGACAGCAGCCUGCCAUCACUUGCCAGCUCUCUGCUUCCUUUGGAUACAUUCUCGGCUCUUACGCGCUUGCGUGCAGCCUUUUCAGCUCAACUACAUGAAGACAAUUUAAUGCGUUACAAUAAAUGUAUCGACGGUCUUGAAAUGUGCGCUAGGAUCCUGGCUUCUGCUGGGACACACGUUGAGCCUGGCAUGGUCCUCUUGUGGGCUUGCUCACUCGAUGGGCUAAUGUUGACAGACAUACGAAACCGUGAAGAUCAUGCUCUGGUGCUACUGUCUUACUACACCAUCUUCCUAAAGGUACCAGAGAGGAUGCACUGGGCUGCAAAAGGGUGGGCAGUACCUUUGUUCAAAGAUAUCGAAAUGUGCGUAUCACAUCGAGAAGAAACAAUGCUGAUGCUGCAAUGGCCCAGGGCGCACAUCUAA